AUGGUAAUUGACGAACUUGACUCAGUCGGCAUUAAGGAUCUUUCGCCUGGCAAUUCAUCCAGCCGCGAUGAAGUGGAUGGACUUUUGAAAAUGUUUGACGAAAUAAACAAUAAGAAAUUAAAUAUUAUUGUAAUUGGGAUUACUAAUUAUCCCGAAGCGUUGGACCCGGCUUUGGUGCGACCGGGACGGCUAGGACGGAGGAUUGAGGUAGGAUAUCCAACUGAUGAAGAAAUCGAUAAAUUAAUGGAUUAUUUGGAAAAAGAAAUGAAAGGCGAACGCGGAUAUAAGGCCAAAUAUUCGAAAGAAAUAAAAUUUGGUGGCCUCACAUUACCAGCAGGGCAGAUUAACACCGGAUUUACUUUGCGGGAUUUAGAAAAGUUUGUUGGGGUUUGCUUGGCUGCCAAAAGCGGAAAAAAUAUCCAAGAAAUUAUCCCAAGUAGUCAGGAUUACGAAGCAGAAUUAGAAAAGGAAAUGCAAAAACGAAUUAAGGAAACAAAAUUUGUACGCAUCACUCCUAAACCUACUCCCCCCACUAAGGAAAAAGAGGAGGAAAUUUAA
This is a messenger RNA of Paraglomus occultum, 558 nucleotides long. Lineage: Eukaryota; Fungi; Glomeromycota; Glomeromycetes; Paraglomerales; Paraglomeraceae. The record is from the annotation of a GenBank genome assembly.